UUUUUUUUUAAACUAUUAUCUUUAUUUUGAUACUGUUUUUAUUUUAGUUCGACAUUAAAUUCCUGAUUAACAAAAGAAUAAAAUUGUCAUUUUUGAAAAAAAACACAAACGACAAUUUUAAGUUCAAAUGGGCCUUUUUACAUCAUCAGUUGAUUACUAUAAUUUACCAAAAGAUAAAAAAAAAGAAAAUAUAGAUCAAGUUGAUACUUUAACAACACAACGUCGACCUUCUGAUAAUUUAUUAGAUUUGACAGAUGUCUUUAAUGCUGAGCCUAAUGUUAACAAUCAGCCAUCAUCACAACAACAGCAGGAUCUAUCUGGAACAAUAGAGAACGAUAAUCUCUUGACAUGUAACAAAAAAGGAAAUACAUAUAAUCACGAUGGUAAAAAGCCAUAUAUACUUGAUAUGUUUGAUCCUUUAAGAGAGAAAACAGUAGAGGAAAGACAGUCAUCAAAAGUAAUACCACCAUCCACUAGGAUACCUACCUCUCGUCGUCGUCCCUUGAAUCGUAAUUAUGUCUCUGCAGAUAAUAUUCAUAAAGCUAUUCAUGAUAAUGAUAAUGAUAGCAACAGUUCACCUUCUUCUGUUAUACAAUUAAAUCCAACUCCCCCUUCUUCACCAGGUAAACGUACAAGACAUAGUUCAAUUGCAAGGCUUGUUAAAAUACAACCAAGAGACGUACAGAUAGGCAAAGCAAAUAAAGAAUUAGCUGAAUUUGAUCCUCUUCUUACUUCCUCUAUUCCUCCUCCUUCUUCUUGUAAAAAGAAGAUUUCUAGUCCUGAUGAAUUUUUAUUAUUAUCAGCAAAGCCGAAAAAUGGACAGAUAAAACAGCAACAACAAGCAGAGAAGCCUAAUACUUGCCAACAAAAGUAUUAUGUCAAUACAAAAAUUCCUUUACCAGUAUCUUCAAUACAGCAAAGUACAAAUAGACUUUCUAAUAUUCAUAUCCAUUCAAAUGAUGAACUUAAAUCAACAGCUGAUAUACGAAAUAAAGAAGAUCAGGUGUUACCAACUAAACUUAAACGACCUGAAGUAACUAUUCCAAAUUCAAUGAAACUAGCAUCCUCCUCAGAUUCAAAUGUCAAAUUUCAACGUCGUCUAUCUUUCUCAUCUAUCGUCCAAGACCAACUUGAUAAAGAACGCAAAAAGACUAAAAAAUUAAGUGUUAAUCUUAUAUCAGCACAGGGAUUAAUUAUAAAUCAACCAAAUCAGAUUUUAUCACCUAUUCAUAGUGGACACUGUAUAGUAGAUAACAUUCAUGAUCAAUUACAAAGUUUAGUGGAUCUUCACCCUAGUCCAGUAAAGGACAAUGCCUUAUUGACGAUUGAUAAUGGUGAUCAUGCAGAUAUUAUAAAUGGGAAAACUGCAUUAAAUAGAUAUAAAGCCUAUUUAUCCCCAUUUGAAAAAAGUGAAAUUCUACAAUAUCCAGCUGUUUAUUGUGUGGGGACAAAUGCAAACAGAAAACAUAUGGCAACCUUAGAUGAACCAGCUUUAAAUUAUGGAUUUGAUGAUGAAAAAGGAGAUUAUAAAAUUGUAUUAAAGGAUCAUAUCAAUUAUCGUUAUGAAAUUAUAGAAAGCCUUGGCAAAGGUUCCUUUGGGCAAGUAGUUAAAUGUCGAGAUCACAAAUUAGCCGAAAGAGAAUCAAUGAAUAAUAGUAUUGUGGCAGUUAAAAUUAUACGUAACAAAAAGAGAUUUUAUGCUCAAGCACAAACAGAAGUUAAGAUUCUUGAUAAAAUCAUGAAAUGGGAUUCAAAAAAUAAGCAUUUUAUUGUGCGAAUGCUGGAUAGUUUUUAUUUUAGAAACCAUCUAUGUAUUGUGUUUGAGUGCUUGAGUUCCAAUUUAUAUGAUAUACUACAACAAAAUAACUAUCAGGGAUUUAGUAUGGGACUUGUCAAAAGAUUUGCGUUUCAAAUUUUAACAGGUCUAAAUUUACUCAGUCAGUAUAAUAUUAUUCAUUGCGAUUUGAAGCCAGAAAAUAUACUAUUGAAACAACCAGAUCGAAGUAGAAUAUGUAUCAUUGAUUUUGGCAGCUCAUGUUAUUUAAAUGAAAAGGUGUAUACUUAUAUACAAAGUAGAUUUUAUCGAGCACCUGAGGUGAUAUUAGGAUUAGAUUAUAAUUUAGCAAUUGAUAUGUGGAGUACAGGAUGUAUUUUGGCAGAAUUAUAUACGGGUCGACCUUUAUUUCCCGGCGAAAAUGAACCAGAUCAAUUAGCCUGUAUUAUGCAAUUAUUAGGUGUACCUAGUCAUGAUUAUUUAGAACAAUGUACACGGAAAAAGCAAUUUUUCGACUCAUAUGAUAAACCUCGAAAAUCCAUUAAUUCGAAAGGAAAGAAACGAAAACCAAAUACAUUCACUUUUACAGAGGCAUUAAAGAGAUCAACUUAUGAUAACGUUGACAAAAGUUUUGUAGAUUUUAUUUGUCGAUGUUUAACUUGGGAACCAGAAAAAAGAAUGAAGCCGAUAGAAGCUUUAAAUCAUCCUUGGAUCCAAUCCAUUAAAAAACAGUAAAUAGAGAAUCCAUAGUAUAUACAACAUAUAUAUAUAUAUAUAAUACCCUUUAAUCAUAAUAAAAUAUAUAUGGAGUACAGGAUUCAAA
Molecule: messenger RNA, 2597 nt
Organism: Cokeromyces recurvatus
Lineage: Eukaryota; Fungi; Mucoromycota; Mucoromycetes; Mucorales; Mucoraceae
Product: kinase-like domain-containing protein
Exons: 7
Coding region: 128-2509 (793 amino acids)
Biological process (GO): peptidyl-threonine phosphorylation; peptidyl-serine phosphorylation
Molecular function (GO): ATP binding; protein serine/threonine/tyrosine kinase activity; protein serine/threonine kinase activity
Source: RefSeq, a predicted model, not a curated record